Molecule: messenger RNA, 3966 nt
Organism: Oryza sativa Japonica Group (Japanese rice)
Lineage: Eukaryota; Viridiplantae; Streptophyta; Magnoliopsida; Poales; Poaceae
Product: disease resistance protein RGA5-like
Biological process (GO): defense response to other organism
Molecular function (GO): ADP binding
Source: RefSeq, a predicted model, not a curated record
UUUCCCACUAUGAUUGGAAGAGGGGGAGACUUCGCAUCUGGCUGGAUGCCUGUAUGAGCAUCUUCUUCGUCCCCCUCAUUUGAUGCCUCACUGAUAUCACUCCAAAUCCUGAGUCGUCCAUGACGGCUCCACCCACCUGAGCAGCACGCAAGCUCUCCCCACCACCACCACCACCACCAGCAGCAGCCAAGAGCAGCAAGAACAAGAGCUUGGCCCUCUACUUCUUUUGCAAGGUCAGCUGCAUCGAUUCAACUGUACUCCUCCCUCUACUUUGCUGGUGCAGUUUGCAGGAAUAACAAAUAGGAAGGAGAGGAAGUGCAAGUACCUAACAUACAGACUGCACGCAAGUACGUACUCAACUACAGAAAGGGACGAAGGAGAGGUGGGACACUAUCCAGGAGAGGACUCUACGUCUCUGGUUUAUUUUAAUAUCAAUCUAAUCUAACAGCUUAUAAUAUUGCACCCAUUAAUUUAAGUGAAAAUCAAUAGAUGAAUGUUUCUUUUUUUUCUUAGAAUUUUUACGAUUUUCCCUAAUUUAUUAGAGCGUCACAUGGCAGUCUAAGAGUGUUUUAAGGAAGUUUCGUGGUUUUUUAGUAUAUAAUAAUACAUAGAAUAAUUUGUGCUUUAUUGUGACUAUGAGAUCUUGAUGCGAUUCAUUUGGAUCCUGAAUUAUUGUUGUUAGUCCUUGUCCUUGACAAAUAUUAUUGUUACUUACAUAUAUUGAGUGAGUUUGGCUAGCAACGGUACCUGACUAGUGACUACCUGAUAACUGUAUUUAUGUCCUCUAUUUAAUAGUUAAGCAGUUUCAACAAUUAUUCAGUUUUGCAUUCAUUCAAAGCUCUGCCUUAUGUGUAAACAUGCCAUGUCUUAGUGAUCCAUCUGGAAUGGAGUUCGCUACAGGGGUAAUGAGCACGCUUCUUUCCAAGCUAGCGGAGCUGCUCAAGGAACAAUAUGAUCUGCAGAAGAGUGUGAAGGAGGGGGUAACAUUUCUCAUGGCUGAGCUCAAGAGCAUACAAGCUGCACUUGAAAAGGUCUCAAAGGUGCCGCUAGACCAACUUGAUGAGCAAACCAAGAUCUGGGCUUGGGACAUUAGGGAGUUGUCCUAUGACAUGGAGGACAACAUUGAUACCUUCAUGCUACGUGUGGAUGGUCUUGAGCCAGCCAAGAAACAUAAUUUCACAUGCUUAGUUGACAAGUGCCAAAAGUCUUUGUCCAAGAUAAAGAUCUGCAACAAAAUAGCCAAUGAAAUUAAAGAUAUCAAGAGCCAAGUAAAGGAGGUGAUGGAACGACGCGAUAGGUACAAGAUUGAUGAUGUCGCUACUAACCUUUCAACAUUUGUGGAUCCUCGCAUCUUAACAUUAUAUGGGAAUGUCACGAAGCUUGUUGGGAUUGACAAGGCAAGGGAUGAUCUAAUGAAGAGAUUGUCUGUGGGGGAUGAAGCGCUCAAGAAGCUCAAGAUGGUCUCUGUUGUCAGAAUUGGAGGAUUGGGCAAGACAACUCUUUCCAAAGUAGUGUUUGACAUGCUUAAAUUGCAAUUUGAUUGUGCUGCUUUUGUUCCUGUCGGUCAAAGCCCUGAAAUCAAGAAAGUCCUAAAGGACAUUCUAGUUGAACUUAACAAGCAAAAGUACAUGUCAUUUGAUGUUACCGCAGUAAGUGAAAGGCAUAUGAUUAAUGAGCUUCGAGAAUACGUUGACAAUAAGAGGUACUUGAUUGUUAUUGAUGAUGUAUGGGACACAUCAAAAUGGAACAUUAUUAAAUGUGCUCUGAUUGAUAGUAAUUGUGGAAGCAGAGUAAUCACAACAACUCGUAUUUGUCAAGUUGCCAGUGAAGUUGCUGAAGAAUUUGGUGGUGUUUACAUUAUGGAACCACUUUCUGAUGACAACUCAAAAAAGUUAUUCUACAGUAGAAUAUUUGGUUCUACCUACAAUGGUUCAACUGGUAAUCAAUCGGUCGAGGCAACCGAAAAGAUCUUAAAGAAAUGUGGUGGCAUACCACUAUCUAUAAUUACAAUAUCUAGUUUGUUAGUUGAUAAACCUGUAGGAGACUGGUCUGCAAUUUACGACUCUAUUGGUUUUAGGACUAGAGAUCAAAAUGAGGCAGUUCAGAACACAAGGAAGAUAUUGUCUUUUAGCUACUAUCACUUGCCCACAUACCUAAAGACAUGUAUGUUGUACCUGAGCAUAUAUCCAGAAGAUCAUUUGAUUGGAAUGGAUACUUUGAUAUGGAAGUGGGUAGCCGAAGGCUUUAUCCAGGAGGAACAAGAUAAGGAGUUAUUUGAGGUCGGCAAGAGGUACUUUAUUGAUCUUAUCAAUAAAAGCAUGAUCCAGCCAAUAGAGGAAGAGGGCAGUGUGUUUGGCUGCCGCAUACAUGACAUGGUAUUAGAUCUCAUCCAAAACAUAACAGCCGAAGGAAACUUCGUAAAAAUAUUCAAGAAACUACAUGAGGUGUGCAGGCUGUCUUCACAGAGGACUAAUGUUCGUAGGAUAGCACUGCACGACAAUUGGAACCAACUCAAAAACAAUGACCUGGACGUUGCCCUGACACAAUUGAGGUCAUUCAAUGCCAUCGAGUGUACUAUCAGCAUGAUGCCCUCUCUUCUGAGCUUCCAGGUUCUACGCGUGCUAGAGCUACAAGGCUGUAACGUCACGGGAGGUUUAUACCUCAAGCAUAUCGGAAAGCUACGUCAGUUGAGGUACCUAGGUAUGAAAGACACACGUGUUGCUGAGCUUCCGAUGGAAAUAGGGGAUCUCGUGCACCUGCAAACACUGGAUGUUCGUUACACAGGCCUGAAGGAACUGCCGUCAACCAUUUGUAAGCUAAGCAAGCUGAUGCGGCUGUGCGUCGCUGGAGGAAUGAGCGUGCCGAUGGGUGUUGGGAAUCUGAGUUCACUGCAAUACCUAAAGUUGGGCUGGGAUUCCAUCAAAAGUAACAAAUACUUUGCCAUGGAGGUCGGCAAGCUGAUGGAGCUGAGAAUCCUCAACAUUUGUGUAGAUAACGAGAUUGACGAGAGCAUGAAGAAGGCUUUGCUAGAAUCACUGUGCGGCUUGCGUAAACUCCAGAACCUGGUGAUAGAUUUUGACUUGAUAUUUUGGAAUACGAUGAGCGUCUGGGAAGGCUGGGACCAUUGGGAGCCCCCGCGUCAGCUCCGUGAUUUCCAUAUAUCCAGCAUGUACCUGCCUCGGCUGCCGGCAUGGGUGAACCCCAUGUGCAUCCCAUACCUAUCCGAUCUGCAACUUUAUGUGAUAGCCAUGGAAGCACGGGACCUGGACAUGCUUGCAAGGAUGCCAGCACUCCGCACACUCAUCCUAAGAACCCGGCAGAGAAUUUCGUGGACAGUUGGUGGUACCGGACUGUUUCCGAACCUGAGAUUCUGUGAGAUGAACAUAGCACUCACAUUUCUUCAAGGAGCCAUGCCGAUGCUCACGGAGCUUCAAUUCGAGCUGUGGGCCGCUGAAGAUGGUGCCGCCGCUGGUGAUGUUGGCUUGGGGCAACUCCCUCUGCUCAAUUACAUUGGGCUUCUCCUCAUGUGCACCGGUGCGACGGGCAGGCAGGUGGAGGAAGCAGAGGUGGCGUGGAGGCGCAUGGUGAAUGCUCACCCGAACCGUCCUGCCACUGUUGUGCAUCGAAUUGGAAGCACCUGAUGAAAGAAGGUGAUGAUGAUGAGGAGAUUUCAGCUAGCUAAGGAUCACAUUGACGAGAAUGGUGACGACGAGAAUUCAGCAUAUUUGGACCAAGAGGUGCUGCACUUGCAUGUGUCGUGCAUACCUAUUCGAUCCUGGUCACGCGAUAUUACAUGAUUUACUGACCAUUGGUUAAUUUGUUGCCUGUUUCUAUCAAAUGGUAGAGGGGGAGAUAUACUGUGAAUGUUGACACAUUGUAUAGAGCCUUUAGGGGACCGGUAUAUAUAAGGAAGCCUACGAUACAAAUCAAUCAUAUCCUAAUAAAUACAUCUCUGACUACCAUAUA